Scylla paramamosain (green mud crab) is the source of this 417-nucleotide messenger RNA. RefSeq names its product S-adenosylmethionine sensor upstream of mTORC1-like (gene Samtor). Gene Ontology annotation, biological process: negative regulation of TORC1 signaling. The transcript is spliced from 4 exons. The record is from RefSeq and is a predicted model, not a curated record. Lineage: Eukaryota; Metazoa; Arthropoda; Malacostraca; Decapoda; Portunidae. Bases 1 to 417 code for a protein of 138 amino acids.
AUGAGGAAAUUAGAACAUCUUGGUCUCACACUGGACUCUCCCUUCUCCUGCUCCCCACCUGAGGGCAAAAUUCGAGUGUUGGAUGUCGGCAGCUGUUAUAAUCCCUUCGCUGUCUUCCCAGAGUUUGAGGUCACAGCCUUUGACCUCUAUCCUGCUCAUGAGCCCCACCACACCCCUUUAACCUCCCUCCCAGCAUCCUCAUUUGAAGUCAUAAUUAUGAGUCUAGUUCUUGAAUACCUGCCAUCCCCAGUACAGCGCCGGGACUGCUGUGAGAGGGCGUGGCGGCUUCUCACUCCUGGCGGCCUGCUGGCUAUCGUGACCCCGGACAGCAAACACAUAGGGGCAAAUUCGCAUAUUUACCAGCUAUGGCGUGUGACCUUGGCUUCUUUGGGGUUCGGGAGGUUUAACAAGCUGUAG